Myotis daubentonii (Daubenton's bat) is the source of this 5983-nucleotide messenger RNA. RefSeq names its product protein phosphatase, Mg2+/Mn2+ dependent 1L (gene PPM1L). The record is from RefSeq and is a predicted model, not a curated record. Gene Ontology annotation, biological process: protein dephosphorylation. NCBI's taxonomy places the organism in Eukaryota, Metazoa, Chordata, Mammalia, Chiroptera, Vespertilionidae. Gene Ontology annotation, molecular function: cation binding; protein serine/threonine phosphatase activity.
GUCGGGAGGGGGCGCGCGAGCGGAGCCGAGCUGGGAGGUGCUGGGAGAGGCUGGCAGAGCCGGCCGGCCGCCUGCGUCUCCGCGCCGUUAGAGCUGCGUCGCUGGGCUCCGCGUACCCCCACCUCUGCUCAGGCUCCCGCAAAACUUUUAUUCUCUUGGGCCCCCCGGGGUGUCUGAAGGAAUCGGAGCACUCGGCCGGCUCUGUGCUCCCCUGCAGCGCCGGCCCCAGAGGGGACCUGCAUCCCUCGCCCGCCGGGCUCUCGCGCCCCGCGCCUCCUCACCUGCUGAUCGCACCCCGGAGCGGAGAGGGUGCACCCGAGGAGGGGCCGCGCGGGCGCCUGCGCCCCCGAACUCUCCCGCCUACCGAGGCAGACCUGCCCGGCGCAACUUUAACUUGAUUCCUUGCGCCCAGCUCGGGCACCAGCUGCUGCUGCUGCUGCUGCUGCCUUCGCCGCAGCCGCCUUCUCGGCCGCCGCCGCCUCACAAAGGCGCGCAGGGAGGGGAGGCGGCGCGGGCGGCGAGCACUGGCGUCGGUGCGCUGGGCGCGGGCCGCCGGGUCGCCGAGGCCGGGAGACAAAAGGGAAACUGCCUCUGUUGGCCGUGCCGGGUCGGAGUAGGGUGCCUCCUGCCUGGCUCCGCGGUCCUCCUUCCCCGGCCAUCGGCUGCUGCUCCGCCUCCCGCCCGGCGGACCGUCCCCGCAGUGCUCCGGGACCCGCAAGCCUUCGGGGCGCGCGUCGCUGCCGGCGGUUCGGGCUCUAGCGAUAAUAAAUGAUAGAGGAUACAAUGACUUUGCUGUCUCUGCUGGGUCGCAUCAUGCGCUACUUCUUGCUGAGACCCGAGACGCUCUUCCUGCUGUGCAUCAGCUUGGCGCUGUGGAGUUACUUCUUCCACACGGACGAGGUGAAGACCAUCGUCAAGUCCAGCCGGGACGCCGUGAAGAUGGUGAAGGGCAAGGUCGCAGAGAUCAUGCAGAACGAUCGGCUCGGGGGGCUCGACGUCUUGGAGGCCGAGUUUUCCAAGACCUGGGAGUUCAAGAGCCACAACGUGGCGGUGUAUUCCAUCCAGGGCCGGAGAGACCACAUGGAGGACCGAUUCGAAGUUCUGACGGACCUAGCCAACAAGACGCACCCGUCCAUCUUCGGGAUCUUCGACGGGCACGGGGGCGAGCAAAACACACUUUUGCAGACCAUCCUGGAGGCAAAAACUGCAGCUGAAUAUGUAAAAUCUCGACUCCCAGAGGCCCUUAAACAGCAUCUACAGGACUACGAGAAAGACAAAGAAAAUAGUGUUUUGUCUUACCAGACCAUCCUUGAACAGCAGAUUUUGUCGAUUGACCGAGAAAUGCUAGAAAAAUUGACUGUAUCCUAUGAUGAAGCAGGUACCACGUGCUUGAUUGCUCUGCUGUCAGAUAAAGACCUCACGGUGGCCAACGUGGGUGACUCCCGGGGGGUCCUAUGUGACAAGGACGGGAACGCCAUCCCCUUGUCUCAUGAUCACAAGCCUUACCAACUGAAGGAGAGAAAGAGGAUCAAGAGAGCGGGUGGUUUCAUCAGUUUCAAUGGCUCCUGGAGGGUCCAGGGCAUCCUGGCCAUGUCUCGAUCCCUGGGGGACUAUCCGCUGAAAAAUCUCAACGUGGUCAUCCCAGACCCAGACAUCCUGACCUUUGACCUGGACAAGCUCCAGCCCGAGUUCAUGAUCUUGGCAUCGGAUGGCCUCUGGGAUGCUUUCAGCAAUGAAGAAGCUGUCCGGUUCAUCAAGGAGCGCUUGGAUGAACCUCACUUUGGGGCCAAGAGCAUAGUUUUACAGUCAUUUUACAGAGGCUGCCCUGACAACAUAACAGUCAUGGUCGUGAAGUUCAGGAAUAGCAGCAAAACAGAAGAGCAGUGAGCCCUUCAGGGCUCAGCUGCCGUAGACUAAAGGACUUUCAACACACUGGUCUCUUUUAAUGUCGUGAAGCUGUGGAAGUUACAGUUAGGAUCCCCCAUCCCAGACGUGGGAUGCCCCCUCCCUGGCGGUCUUAGGUCUGUAUCCAGUGACGAUGAAAAGAGGGCCGAUGUUGAGAGGCUGGAAGAUCGUUUUUUCAUGUUUCCCGAUUCAUCCAACGUUCAAAAUGUACAAAUAUCUAGUCGUAGAGUCACAUGUAUGACGUGCAUGGCGUAUGUGCCAUGUGUUCUCCCUUUUAAGGUUCUUUUCAAGAUUUCAAGAUCCCUUACAGGGCCCUCCAGGCAUCAGACUUUGGAGUAGUGAGCAGGGCAGGCUGCCCAGAGCUGCAGGAGACAGGCCCCGGCGUCCCCUGCGCGUCAGGGUGGCAGUUCUCUUACUGAGGGCAGAGCUGCCCUGCGGAGGCUUUGCCCUCCUGCGCCCAGGUUUUCCACUCCGCAGCAGCCCAGAAACCGAUUUGGAGUGGUUUGCUGUUCCGUGGCUGCUCUUGGAAACGGAGGGAAGAAGAGACUGCAGCGGCUACACAGCAGAAGUCGCCUUUCCCCUCCUCCCUUUAUUCCUUGUAUAGACUUGUGUACCCUCUAGCCGGUCUUUGUGCCAGUCUUUGUGCGCUUAUUCUAAUCCUGCAUGACCUUAACCUUUUGCUUACACCUUACUGUAUGUAAUAGGCAGCUGUUAAACUUCACCACUGGAAGCCACGUUUUUUUUUUUUUUUUUUUUUUUUUUUUGUCUUUUGUCACCAAGAAACCUAUUAAGGGAAGUCAGAAAAGCAAAUCACAGUUAUCAUAAUUCCUUCCAUCUUUAAGGGUAGAUAGGGGGCGGGGGGGAUAAUGGCUGAAUGAGUCACAGAGCCCCCUUAGAAAGUUGCUUGUUUGCAUUGGGAGAGAAAGUUGGGGAGGUUACUACCCUGAAUUGAGCUCCAGCUGCCAGUUGUAUGCCCUCCCCCUCUUCUCCCAUCCUAGUAGCUUUCAAGUAUCUUUCAAGGAGUGUUCUGAGAAGCAGCAGAACUGCAUGAGUACUUCUUGAAACCCAGGCCAGAGUUCCCACCCACAUUUUGGAGUUUGGUGGUAAAUUGUGGGAUGCGCUUCUCCAUGACUGUGGAGAAGCAGGUAGCUUCCCCAGGCCAACCAUUCAGUGACCACAAAGCGGGUUGGGAAUUCAAGCCCAAACCGGUAUUGUAAGGCAGCCCAGAGUUAUUCUGGGGCCAGGCUUGCUGCUCUCUGUUUCCUAUUACCAAAGUCACAUUUCCAAUCUCAGUAUUUUAUACGUUAAUUGACAGAAAAUGCUCAGGCAUCCUGUUUGCCUGACGGCGGUGGCUUACGCAGCCAAACAGGAUUUUCCGUGCGUUCCCAGCCCUGUGUCUGAAAUGCCAGGGUGUCCACCUGGCUCUGUUCUUUCUGAGUCGGCAUUUGUCAUUAUAGCUUCUCAAAGGCCCCAUUCGCUUUCCACAGCUGGGAAGCUUCUCUGAAGCAGGUUCCAGAGAGAACCCGGGAGGAUGAAGAGUCCCUUGUGGUCACCAAGGACUGCAGUCUGUCGAUUUCCUCCCAGCACUUACCUUUCUUUGACUCCAAUGAGAAUGAAUAACAGUUUCCCAAGAGCUUUGAUUACUUUCGUAAACUGUGAUUUUAGAAUUCCAACAUUAGGAUUAGAACCUUGAUAAUUUUUAAGCCAUAGAAUGUCCUAGUACAAAAUACCUACCACCAUGUAGACUGAGCUCUUUGCCUAAUUAAGAGGCACGGAACAGUUGGAUGUGUGUAUUUGGGGUGGGGGUCAGGCGGGGAAUGUGGGGAACACACUGACUAUGGUCAGUGUGGGAUUAUCAGGCCAGGUGGCCCGAGUUUGCCUGAAGAUUUAGGAUGUUCUAACUCCAGAAAGUUACCAAAGCCCAUCAUCCAACUCAAGUUCAAGAAUAAGCUCUUUAAUUUUACGGUACACAGUCAAUUUUCCUUUUUUAUUUCUAACUCCAAAAUUCAUAAUCAUAAGGAAAGAUGUUUUUAAAUGCCAUGAUUGUUGUUGUUGUCCAAAAUUAAAAUAGUAUGGUUUUGGUGAGGAUGAAAAAGAAAAGCUACUAAGUUAAAUUAGUAAGUUAGUGUUGUUUGCUGCAGAACAUCUCAGUAGGUGGUGCUGAGGGCAGGAGUGCAUGACUGUCCCCCUAGCUGAGGUUCACACGGCAUCUUCUACGUUUUGCUUUGUAGAAUUAAUUCAUUUCUGACUUUAACCACGUAGUAUGUGUAUUUCCUAUUCCCUUUUUCCCUCUCAUUUUGGCUUGUAAUAUAGAUUUUUAAAAGAUAGAAAUUCUAGGCAGAAUAGUAGCACUUUGGUUAAUACCUAUGUCUACAAAAUACUGCAAUCAGAGUAUUUUGCUCCCUUUCCCUGUCCUGGAGCUCUCUCUCUCUGACCCUCCUCCAGCUGUUGGGGGUCUACAGACUCACCCUCUGGGUGCCCUGUGGCUCCUGGCUGCUCCCUUCUCCUAGGGACAGGGAAGGCUGUAUGUAGCCACUAGGGAAACUGAGUUGAGGAGUUUGCAUGUGAAGCCUCCCUAAACAGCACUGCCAAAGCUUUGGAUUGUCGCCGAGGCUGCCCAGACUCCCCAGCCCGAGUUCACCUUGCCAAUAGCUCCCAUGGUGCCAAAUCUGGGAUGGUUUUUCAGUCCUUUGGAAAUGAAGCUGGGAACGAAUGACCACAUGCCAUGAGCCCCCAGCAAGAUGCCAAGCCCAGGCCUCCUCCAUGCGCUGCUCUGCUACUUACUGCUCCACUGGCCACUCUUAAAAUGGAUCGGGAUUUUGGGGGGGGGGGGGCGCGGGGAAGGGAAAAUUUAAAAAAAUCAUUGUAUUUGCAAUUCUCUAAUCAGUGGAAUAAAUGAUACUUACAUAGAAACUUCCAAAGCCAGUUCCCAAGACCUGCAUUUAUUUAAUGUGAUCCAUUAGCCCAACUCUGAAGUUGUAGUUCUCAUGCACAUAUGUACACAUUACUGGUUACCAGUGGCCUCUUGAAUCUUGUCUAUGUAAUACUCUUAUUUCAGAGUGUUUUAUAGAGUGAAGGGGCAUAUGCAAUCUGGAUAAGUUAAAACAGGCCUUAUUUCAUACAACUUGAACGAUGCCAACCCACGUGCAUUUUGUGCAAACAUGAUUGCAUGAGAGUGAUGACAUUAUCGUUUUAAUCCUAGAGUAAUUUUAGGAGAUUGAUUACACUAUUGAAUUGGGAUAUCUAUAUCACUGGGCUAUCUGACAAUACACAAGGGAUCCAGAAAGGCAGUGAUCACUUUUUUCUUUACCAGGCAAACCUUGAUUUCCUCCCACCCCCCAAGUUGUUUUCAGGUCAAACUCUUAAAUCUGAAUCCAUGCAGAAGGUUUAGAAAGGGCAACAUUUCAUUGUACAUUUCAAAGUAUAGUAAUACAUACUCUGGGUAAACAGUUUCCAAUGAUUUCAGAUUUUUUCCCCUCCUUUUGACCCAUCUCUAGAUUGAUCUUUCCUUAUUAUGCCCCCCAAAUUGCCUUAGCUCAUCACACCAGCAUUCCUGACCCAGAAAUGACAUGCCUGUUAGAUACCACACUGGGGCCUAUUUAACUGCCUCUAGAUUAAAUCAUGGAUAUCUAGACUUUUGAGCUAGUCAGCUGCAUACCACCGGAGUAAUAGAAUCUCAGUAUCUCCCAAAGUGAGUUCCACAGAACUUUACAUGUCCUGCAGAAGGGAGGAAGCACACCACGGAUGUAAUUUCAGUUAGGGUUGUGUUUUCCAGAUUAAUCUGACCACAGAAACUUUUUUUUGAGUAAAACUUAGUAACAUUCCAAGGAGCUCAUGUUCCAUAGGACACACUUUGGGAAAUUUUGUUAAAUGGAAAUAUUACUGUUUUUUCAUCCACUGUGAUAUGACUCUUUGUAGUUGUAGUACAAUUUGUAAUUUAGAAGCACCAAUCCUUUUGAGUAAGAGGCUGAGCUGUUCAUGAAAGCAGUUUUAAGAAAUAGCAUCCUUUACUGUGACCAUCAGCAGCCUCGCAUGGACAGUAGAAGCCCAACAAUCCUACCUGAAGCCCCAACCAUUG